This is a messenger RNA of Vitis riparia (riverbank grape), 1970 nucleotides long. Its product is annotated as nuclear/nucleolar GTPase 2. The coding region runs from base 112 to 1704 and encodes 530 amino acids. Gene Ontology annotation, molecular function: GTP binding. The transcript has 12 exons. The record is from RefSeq and is a predicted model, not a curated record. Gene Ontology annotation, cellular component: nucleolus. NCBI's taxonomy places the organism in Eukaryota, Viridiplantae, Streptophyta, Magnoliopsida, Vitales, Vitaceae.
UACCCCAGCCCUCUCGCCGAACUAAAUAGAAAACCCCAAAAUCCCAGCCCUUCGCCUCUCUUCCAGCCGACUACAAUCUCUCAUCUCUCUCCUCUGUUCAGGCAAGCAAAGAUGGCAAAGAAAAAGGAGAGGAAAGUGAAUGUGUCUGGAAAACCAAAGCAUUCCCUUGAUGUGAAUAGAGGGAAUGGGGAUAAAGAAGGCCGAAGUGCUGCCACAGUGCGGCGCCUCAAGAUGUACAAUACAAGGCCAAAGCGUGAUCGGAAAGGGAAAAUUUUGAAGCAUGAGCUUCAGUCCAAGGAGUUGCCUUCUACACGAAUUCAACCAGAUCGCAGAUGGUUUGGGAAUACUCGAGUUGUAAAUCAGAAAGAGCUUGAAUUUUUCCGUGAGGAGCUCCAAAGCCGGAUGUCAAGUAACUACAAUGUUAUCCUGAAGGAGAAGAAACUGCCCAUGUCUCUUUUAAAUGAUCACCAGAAGCAAGCACGAGUUCAUCUGCUCGAUACAGAGCCGUUUGAGGAUGCAUUUGGACCAAAGAAAAAGAGAAUACGACCGAAGCUUAUGGCGAUGGAUUAUGAGUCUUUAGUUAAGAAAGCUGAUGGUUCUCAGGAUGCAUUUGAGCAGAAGCAUGCUGGCAGUGCGCAUGCAGAAGGAAGUGAAGGAGAUGGAUUCAGGGACCUUGUCCGCCAUACAAUGUUUGAGAAGGGUCAAAGCAAACGUAUCUGGGGUGAGCUCUACAAAGUGAUAGACUCUUCAGAUGUUGUUGUCCAGGUUUUGGAUGCAAGGGAUCCACAAGGUACAAGAUGCUAUCAUUUAGAGAAACAUUUGAAGGAGCAUUGCAAGCAUAAACACAUGAUUCUUUUGUUAAACAAGUGUGAUUUAAUUCCUGCUUGGGCUACAAAAGGAUGGCUCAGAGUGUUGUCUAAAGAAUUCCCUACUCUAGCUUUCCAUGCUAGCAUCAACAAGUCUUUUGGCAAGGGUUCUCUUCUAUCUGUUUUGAGACAAUUUGCCCGCUUAAAAAGUGAUAAGCAAGCAAUAUCUGUGGGAUUUGUGGGGUAUCCCAAUGUUGGAAAAUCAUCAGUGAUCAAUACACUGCGAACAAAGAAUGUUUGCAAGGUCGCUCCUAUUCCAGGGGAAACAAAAGUGUGGCAGUACAUUACCCUCACAAAGAGAAUCUUCUUGAUUGAUUGCCCUGGAGUUGUUUACCAAAACAGCGACUCUGAAACAGAUGUUGUACUGAAGGGUGUGGUACGUGUCACAAACUUGGAGGAUGCUUCUGAACACAUAGGAGAAGUUCUGAAACGAGUAAAGAAGGAGCACCUGGAAAGAGCAUAUAAGAUUAAAGACUGGGAUGAUGAGAAUGACUUUCUUGUUCAGCUAUGCAAAUUAACGGGCAAACUUUUAAAGGGUGGUGAGCCUGACUUGAUGACUGUGGCAAAGAUGGUCCUCCAUGACUGGCAGAGAGGUAGAAUUCCCUUCUUCGUUCCCCCUCCAAGGCAGCAGGAAGGUGACUCAUCAGAUGAACCCAGUACUUCGGGCGUGGAGAAAGAUACAGCAGUUGAUGAUAAUCAGGCAUCAGCUGCUAUAAGAGCCAUUGCAAAUGUUAUUUCAUCCCAGCAGACUAUGAAUGUCCCUGUUCAAAAGGAUCUUUUCAGUGAGAGAGAGUUGGAAGGUGACAACCCUGAGCUGCCUCAAGUCCUUGACUCAUAAGUUUUUUUUCACACAGAAAAGGAAGUGCAUUGAUAAUGAAUGGUUUACCAGUCCCCAAGUUUUGUAGCUCAAGAAUCCAGAUUCUCUAGAGAAGUUUUUGUUAUAUUCUGUUUGAUUUUGUAGACUGAAUAGCAGUGUUGUAGCGGUAAGAUCAUUUGUUUCCUUGCUUUAUACCAUCAGCUAGUUUGCAGCGAGUCUGGACUAUGGAAAGCUGUUAACAUCAAAAACCGACAUGAGUCUUUUAAUAUCACAUAUUUCACAAUCCA